Molecule: messenger RNA, 1569 nt
Organism: Effrenium voratum
Lineage: Eukaryota; Dinophyceae; Suessiales; Symbiodiniaceae
Source: the annotation of a GenBank genome assembly
UGGCUCGAGCGAGCGGCCACAUGCCGCGGGCGACUCGCUCGCGCGCGAUUCGCACGCACGUGAGUCGUGAUGGCGGAGCCUUCGCCCAAGCGGAGGAGGCUACGGAAGGCCCCCGAGGCCUCUCCAGAGAAGGAAUACGAGGAUGCAGAACACCCGGAGGCUGACGCUUCACCGGCCGCGCUCGCGGAGAGAGCGGAGCCUGCGGAGCCCGCGGAGCCCGCGGAGCCCGCUGAGCCCGCCGAGCCGGCUGCGGCGCCAUCAUCCCCGGCCUCCGAGGACAGCUCCAGCGACUCGGAGAGCGACACCUCCAGCAGUUCCUCGGAGUCGGAGUCGGAGUCCUCAUCGGAGGAGGAGAUGGAAGACACCGGCCUGGCGGAAGAUGAGGAGCCCGAGAAGGAGGACCCUACGGAGAAGAAGCAGCGGCACCUGGACACCAUCCGCACGGCGCAGCUCAAGCGAGAAGACCUCAUGGCGCUUUUGCAGGACGUGCCGCCGGAGGAGCAGGAUGGAUACAUCCGGAACGCCUUCGUGCUGGUCAAGAUUUCGGAGACGGUGGAGGCAUUGGCAGAGGUGGUGGGGGCCGAGCCGUCGGCGCCCUAUGAGUGCGUUCACCCCGGCUUCCCCAAGGAGGUGAAGCGCCUCACCCAGCAGCUACGAGUCAAGCGAGGCACCUCAGAGAAGCUGAUCAAGGUGUGCGCCAUCAGCAACAAGACGAUUGAGGACUCGCAGCUAGAGCAAUGGUCUCUGGUGAUCAACCGCUGCGGUGUGGACCCAGAACUGUUUCUGGACGGCUUGAAGGAGCGCGCUGCGCAGAUUGCAAGGACAAAGCGCCUUCAGUAUGACGAGGAGACCGUGGCAAGGAUCCUGAAGAACAAGAAGAAGAUCGAGUUCGAUGCGCAGAAGCAAUCCCGCAUGGCGUGCCAGGUCCAGAUCGGGCUCACGCAGAUGGACAUCUCCAGCAUCCGAGAGUUCGAGAUGGUGGAGCUGGCGAAGCAGCACAAGAGGGCGGAGCAGGAGCUGCUGAAGAUGCAGCAAAAGGAGUAUGAGGCGCAAGAUCAGUGGUUCAAGAAUCGGCCGGACCUGUACGGCAUCAAGGAGGUGAACCGCAUGAACACCGAGCGCCAAGUCCGCGACGACAAGCAUGCCUUGAGGUAUGCGUUGGACCAGGAGAAUGCCCAGACGGAGAACGACAAGAGAAAUCCCUUCGAACGGAGGGACUGCCGCCCGGUGUCUGCGUGGGACACCACACUGACCAAAGUGGAGGAGCUGGAGGCCUACCGCCGGCGCCGGGAGGCGCGGGAGGCGCGGGCCAGGGAAACUGCCAAGCGCACCGAGGCGGCGCCCGAGGCAGAUCGCACCUCACAGGAGCCUGCCGACGUGCCCACGCAAACUGCAGAGGCAGUUCCCAUGCCUCCCCGCGAGUCCGAUCCCAUGAAGCUCAUGCUACAGGCUCAUCACGAGGAAGUGGACCUUUUGGAACAAUACGCGAAGCUGCUGACGGCUCGCUGAGAGAAGCAAAGACGGCCGAGAUGGCCACGAAUUGUGGGGUGCUCUCCGAAUUCCCGUUGG